Messenger RNA from Lecanosticta acicola, 1302 nucleotides. The record is from the annotation of a GenBank genome assembly. NCBI's taxonomy places the organism in Eukaryota, Fungi, Ascomycota, Dothideomycetes, Mycosphaerellales, Mycosphaerellaceae.
AUGCGUCUCAUCUCAACUGUUACCGGAGAGUUUGAGUGGUAUGGCGAUGCCCAGCGUCCCAAGUAUGCCAUCCUCUCACAUACGUGGGGCGAGGGCGAAAUCCUUUACCAGGAUUAUCUGUACCUGCGCAAUGAGAUCGCCGGAGAUGAGAUCAAGACCAAAGUUCUGGCAGCCUUCAUGUCGAAAGUACCACGUCGGGACAGUCCGGGAUACUUGAAGAUACAAGCUCUCUGCGAAGUCGCAAGGGCACGAGGCCACCAGUGGGUUUGGAUCGACACUUGCUGCAUUGAUAGAUCCAGCAGUGCAGAGCUGUCUGGAGCCAUCAAUUCAAUGUGGAAUUGGUACUGGAAUGCCGAAGAAUGCUUGGUCUACUUGGUAGAUGUCCCAGAAUGCCAUGUUACCAAAAGCCAUCUCGAGAAGUGGCCUUCUGGCAAACGACUGAGAGACGAAACACUCCAGAAGAUGAGAAAGUCACGAUGGUUCACAAGAGGCUGGACGCUCCAGGAAAUGCUGGCGCCUGCGAGGUUGACUUACUACGAUACGAACUGGAACAUGAUCGCAAGUCGGACCUAUCUUGCCAACGAGGUUUCAGACAUCACCAAGAUCCCGGCAAUCUAUCUUACGGAUCGGAAUCAACUGAAAGAGGCCAGCAUUGCAAUGAAGAUGAGCUGGAUGGCGUACCGCCAAACCACUUUGGAAGAAGACAUGGGCUAUUCCUUGCUCGGUCUGUUCGACAUCUCUAUGCCCCUGGUCUAUGGCGAAGGCAGGAAGGCUUUCAUGCGCCUUCAGCUUGAACUACUCAGCAAGUCGUCGGAUGAUUCUAUUCUGGCAUGGACGGCGAAUGUCGAGCCCACUGGAUUGCUGGCGAGAUCGCCUACAGCCUUUGCUGAUUCUGGCCACAUCAUACCCCCCGGCUUCGAGAAUCGAAGCGCACCGCAGCUCCCUUCAAUGAUGACCAACAUGGGUCUGCAAGUUCGCAUCCCAAAGUUGCAACAGGAUACAGUGGCAAGCAAGCUCAUGAACUCAAGUCGAUUAAUGUUCCAAAUGUUCAUGGACAAUCAGCAACUUGAAGCUGAACUUCCCCUAGCUUGUGGACGAAUCCGCGACGUCAGCCAGCCCAUCACACAUGCUUCGAGGCAGGAAGCUUAUGAGAAUUCUCUUUGUGUGAGACUCAAAAGGAUAGGAUCCCGAUGGCGUAGGUACGACUGUCACGAGCUCCCGACUGCUGACGGCUCUCUUCGCGCUGGGGGCUUCAUCCUAGCAGGCUACAUGGUGUACUAUGUCGAACAGCCGGGCCUUUGA